AUUUAUUCGUCGUAUAGUCUUCACACGUUGUUGUUGAAGCCGUCGUUCUGUAUGUCGUCGGACACUCGGAGUUCGGACCGCGUGACGUUGAUAUUGAGUUGCCCAGUGCCAGUCGUACUAUAGUGAAAUAUUAUACCUCAAAUUUAUACACAGUAUAUACAAAUCUCGAUCCGCUGUCCACGGCGCACUAUAUAUUAUUUUGGCACGCGCGACGACCAUGCAGCAGCUACCUACGAACCUUUUUACGAAUCGUAAUCCACAAUUCAUGUUAAUGAGACUUGUGGUUCCUGCCGACUAGGUUUCAGCCAACUAGCAACGAUCGCUGUUUUAAUUUUUCAAACUGAAUGUGAUUCAGUUAAAAACGAUUAUAUAGUAUAUCAAGAUUACACCAUUGGUUAUGUAUUUUACCUUGAAAUUUAAUUAUUGAUGAAAAAAAAUAUUCUCAAUGACUACCAACUUGAUUGACAACAUGAAUUUAAAUUGCGCCGUAAAGCUACUGCGUUUUGAUGACGUCCCAACAACAUCUAAUAAUGAAGCUGCUGUUUCGGUGUUAUCAAAUAAUGCUGGUAUAAGCAAUCAACCUAUUGCUGAAAUAAAAAGAUCUUCAAGGAUAUCUAGAAAACGUACCAAACCUAGAACAGAAGAUGGCAAUCAAUCAGAAAAUGUAAAAAAAAAGAAAUGCAUGAUCAAAAAACCCCAAUUGAAUAAGACCGAAUCAGGAAAAACUGAUACUCCUCCAAAAGAACCAAAAAAAAAUAAAAUCCGAGGUUCUUUAAAGUCUAAUGAUGAUUUUAGUGAAAUAUCUAAUACCAUGACUUACCCAAUCAGUUUUAUAGAUGAUGAUGAUGAUGAUGAAGAAAUAAUUCCUAAAAAGGGUUCGUCAAAACCUGCUAAAUUUAAAGUAUCUAAAUCUAUCAUUGCUGUUAAAAAAAAGCCUAUAGUACUCGAUGUAAAUAAUGAUAAUUCAAUUAAUGAAGUCACAAAAACUGAUAAUUCUACUGUACCAUCAAAAUCUCCAAAAACUAAAACACUCAAAUCUAUUACAUCGAACAGAAAAAAGCCUGUACUGAGUAAUGUUAGCAAAAAUAACUCAUCUUCUGAACUUGAAGAAAGCAAUAAUGGAGUUUCUACAAAAACUCUUAAGAAUAAAACACCUAAAUCUAAUAUUGAUAAUAAAAAAAAAUCUUCGACAAAUAAUAUAAACGAUGUUGAUAAACUUCAUGAACUUCAAGUUAAUAAAGUUCAAUUUAGUGAUAAUUUUGUUACACCAGAAGUUCCCAAAGCUAAAACAUCUAAAUCUAUUGUUUCUAAUAAAAAGAAGCCCGUUGUAAAUACCAUAAAUAAAAAUGGUACAACUUUUGAUCAUGUAACAAGCAACAAAAUCGAAAUUCCUAGAAAACGUGCUCGUACUUCUUUAAAAAAAGAAAAAUGUCAAAAACCAAAUAUUGAAAAUAAGUUUAAUAACGAAGACAAUUUAGAGCAAACUCCAAAUUCGGGCAAGAUUUGUAAGGAACUAGACACUGACGAAGAACUAAAUUUAUCUCAAAACUUUGAGGAUGAUACCCUGAUGCUUAGAAGCACUGAUAAUCCGCCUAAAAUUAAAAAAAAGUGGAGUGAUGAGUGGAGUGGAGGCAAAUUAGUUAAAAAUAUCUCAAAAUCUAAUAACGAAGAAUUGUCUAAUGAUUCAACACUAGAUGUUAAUAAUUAUAAGACAGUUAAAAGAAUAUCAAAAACUCAAAAAUCAAAAAAUUCUAACAGUAAAAAAGUUAAAACUAAAAUGUUAGAUCAAUUAAAUCCAGAAGAUUCUCAUACCUCGAUUACAAAUAGUGAUAAUACAAAUAGAUCAUCAUUAAAUGUUCCUGUUGUGCAAAAUGAUGGUAUAUCAAUUACAUUCAAUAUUCCUCUUGACCAAUCAAUACCAGGUGUCUGUAAUGAUGCUGUGUCUAAUCCUGUUUGCAAUACAUUGUCUAGUGGAACCUUAUCUAGUAAUGUUUCUUUUAUACCCACAACAGUUACUGAUAAUUCAUUUUCCAAUAAAAAUGUUCAACAAUCACAUUUAAGUACACUAGAACCAAUAUCCGAUUCUGAUUAUUUAUCAGUUUCAACAAUAAGCCCUGAAAAUCCUGAAAUGAGUUACGGUAUGGCUAUACUAUCUGAAGCCAUCAGCCGGCAAUGUAGAGAAUCAGCUAACCAACAAUUAAAGAAAAAGUCACCAGAACCUGAUACAAUCGAUAUACAGUCUUGUACGAAGAAAGCAAACAAUACAUCAAAACCACAAGUGCCUAGUGCCAUGGUUUCACCUCAAAGAGUUGUUAAAAAUAUGUCAAAAAAAGAACUUAAGUACUCUCCAGAAUUGUGCUUACAAUCUGUUGAAAAUGAAUUAGAAUCGCAUAGUGAAUACGAAAUUCAACUUCUUUCUAAACGUUUUAACAUCCCAAUCACCUCUCUUAGGAGAACAGUUGUAGAUGAGCCUCUGUCUGUAUUCCGUAAAAAGUACUCCAAAUCAGUGACACCAUCGAUGGUAACAAUAUCGCCUAUUGUUAAAGAUGCUGAUUCCAAGUCUGGGUUAAACUUAUAUAAUUAUAUAAGUGGAAAUAUAGAUGUAGAGUAUAAGUUAGAACCUAUCAGAGAAGGUGCGGCCUAUGAAACAAAUAACUUGAAAGACUUGAUGCUUGAACUUUCAAAGACAAUGCCGUCAUGGAGCUUAAGCAUUGUCACCAAUCCACCAAGGUAUGUAAUUUCACAAAUGUCAAUUGGCAAGUUUGGUGUCCCCAGUGCAAACAAGUGUAUUGUACUGGAUAGAACGUUCAGAGCUUCAGUUUAUAUCAAUCAGUCCUUAGAACAUAAACUUUGUAAACGCUACACAACAGCCACUGAAAUUGUAAAUCUUAUAAAAGAGUUAAAUUCAAUAUGAUAAAUAUUUUAUACAUAUUGAUAUUUUGUAUAUUUCUCUUAUGGUAAAUCUUGUUUAUGAUUCCUAUUAAGUACAAACCAUCAAAUAUGUAUGUAUAUAAAUUAUAAAAAUUUGUAAAGGAACAUGUCAUGAUCAAUAUAUUACUUUGUUGUAUUGUAUAUACUCGUUAAUCAUUAUUUAAAUUGAUAAAACAAUUUUUAAACAGACUUAAGUAACAAGUAUAUUUCUUUUUAAUUAAUUAGAAUAGUAAGACAUAAUUAUAUUUAUUUUUUGUUUUCACUUUUUAUCAAAAGUGUUGAUUGAUCUAAUUUGUUAUUUUUAUUAGUAAUAUUUUAAUACUAUAAUUGUAUAAUUUUUAAUUUUUAUGAUUAAAUGUAUUUAAUAUACUUA
Aphis gossypii (cotton aphid) is the source of this 3304-nucleotide messenger RNA. Its product is annotated as MATH and LRR domain-containing protein PFE0570w-like. The transcript has 4 exons. Bases 446 to 2914 code for a protein of 822 amino acids. Lineage: Eukaryota; Metazoa; Arthropoda; Insecta; Hemiptera; Aphididae. The record is from RefSeq and is a predicted model, not a curated record.